AUGGAUGGUCCUCUGAGGCGAUUUUUUGUCGUUGUUUCGAAUCCGGCCAAACGAACAAUGAGGCUGCCAUCGAGUCUUGUGCAUGAAUACAUGUGCGAUGUACCUCUUCGAUGUACGUUAACUACAACAGCAGGUCGCAUGUAUGAGGUUACAAUAAGAGGUAAUGUUUAUGGUGUAGCAUUUGAUGAAGGGUGGUUCGAAUUUGUUGUGGCGGAGAAUAUUCAGCGUGAUUAUUAUGUUUGGUUUGAACGCAAUAAUCUUAAAGAAUUUGUUGUCACUGUUCUUGAGGAAAAUGCAAUUGAGCGCACUGUGGAAUAUCAUUUUACACUUGAGAUCAAGAAAACACACAUAGAACGUGCACGGCUGCCUAUCCCUAUUCUGUUUUGGCGGGCACAUGUGGUGGGUAAGUAUGAUUACUUGACUCGUGGGACAUUGGCAUGUGCCGAAGGCGAGUAUGAAGUUAAAAUUGUCGAAGGGCAUGGGAAAGUGUUGAUGCAAAAUAGUCGCGCUAGAGAGUUUAUAAAUAGAAGUGGAAUUGUUGAAGGUUCAAAAUGUAUAUUCCAUUUGUUUCCUGAUGAGUAUGUUGGUUUUGUGAUGAGCAUAGCGUGA
Messenger RNA from Striga hermonthica, 609 nucleotides. Lineage: Eukaryota; Viridiplantae; Streptophyta; Magnoliopsida; Lamiales; Orobanchaceae. The record is from the annotation of a GenBank genome assembly.